AUGCCCCGCUCAUCACUCCACGCCAACGGCGCCCUCGGCUACAUCUUCCUCGCCAGCCGCUGCCUGCAACUCGCCUGCCUCAUCACCACCCUCGGCCUGAGCGCCCACCUCAUCGGCGCCAUGGCCGACGCAAUGCAGCAGCCCUCCUCCGCGCUCAUCGGCACCCUCUGCAUCUCCAUCUUCACCCUCCUCUACGCCAUCAUCACCCUCGCCCUCUACUACGACGCCCAGCUGCCCGCGCACUACGCCGCCGCCACAGACGCAGUCUUCCUCCUCGCCCUCCUCGUCACAACCAUCGUUGUCGGAAAGCCGCUCGCAUUCCUGUCGUGCCGCGCUGUCGGCAUCUUCGCCGAGAAUAGCGCCGGCGCGUAUGUCAGCGUGAGCAAUAAUGUCGGCUUCCAUGCGAAGAGGGGCGAUCUGUAUUUGGUGCCGCUGGAGUAUGCGCAGUGGGUCGUGAGCAGUGUGGGCGUGUGUGAGAUGAUGAAGGGGGUGUGGGCUGUCGGUAUUGUGGUGACGGUGCUGUUUGCGGCGUCGGCGGUGUGUUUGGUCUGUUUGUGGAGGAAGGGCGGCGCGAGGAGGGGGGGCAAGUGGGCCGGUGUGGUGUAG
Messenger RNA from Morchella importuna, 606 nucleotides. RefSeq lists its product as uncharacterized. The transcript has a single exon. NCBI's taxonomy places the organism in Eukaryota, Fungi, Ascomycota, Pezizomycetes, Pezizales, Morchellaceae. The record is from RefSeq and is a predicted model, not a curated record. The coding region runs from base 1 to 606 and encodes 201 amino acids.